Messenger RNA from Geodia barretti, 462 nucleotides. The record is from the annotation of a GenBank genome assembly. NCBI's taxonomy places the organism in Eukaryota, Metazoa, Porifera, Demospongiae, Tetractinellida, Geodiidae.
AUGGCAGACAAAGGCGGCAAGAAAAUCAUCUGCGUCAACAAGCGGGCGCGCUUCGACUAUGCGAUUGACGAGGUGUUCGAAGCCGGGCUGGUUCUGCACGGGACGGAGGUUAAGUCCCUGCGGGCCGGGCGGGCGACCUUGAAGGAUGCCUACGCCGAGGCCCGCGACGGCGAGAUGUUUCUGCUGCAUGCGUACAUCAAUCAGUACGAACAGGCCAACCGCUUCAACCACGAGCCUGAACGGCCCCGCAAGCUCCUCCUGCACAAGCGGGAGAUUCAUCGACUCGCCGGCAAGGCGCAGGAACGGGGGCUGACGCUGAUUCCGACCCGUAUGUAUUUUAGCCGCGGCAAGGCGAAGGUUGAACUGGGUCUCGCCAAGGGUAAGCGGCAAUACGACAAGCGACAGGACAUGAAACGCCGCGACGCGCAGCGCGACAUCGCGCGGGCGCUGGCCGGUGAGUAA